This is a messenger RNA of Gregarina niphandrodes, 426 nucleotides long. Its product is annotated as histone H3. Gene Ontology annotation, molecular function: structural constituent of chromatin; protein heterodimerization activity; DNA binding. Gene Ontology annotation, cellular component: nucleosome. The record is from RefSeq and is a predicted model, not a curated record. The coding region runs from base 1 to 426 and encodes 141 amino acids. The transcript has a single exon. NCBI's taxonomy places the organism in Eukaryota, Apicomplexa, Conoidasida, Eugregarinorida, Gregarinidae.
AUGUCCAAGACUAACCGUGUGGCUCGCAAGUCGACUGUUUCUGCCAACAAGGCGCCCCGCUCCAGCAAGUCCUUGUCAACCAAGGCUGCCAGGAAAGCUGUUUCCGGCACCGUCGCCGCCUCCAAGAAGCCUCGUCGCUUCAAGCCCGGCGUUGUUGCUCUCCGUGAAAUCCGCAAGUACCAGAAGUCUACCGAACUUCUCAUCCGCAAGCUGCCUUUCCAGCGUCUGGUCAAGGAAAUUGCCGCAGAAUACAAGUCGGAAUUGCGCUUCCAGUCCUCCGCCGUCUUGGCUCUCCAAGAGGCCUCUGAGGCUUACCUCGUCGGUCUCUUCGAAGACACCAACCUCUGCGCCAUCCACGCCAAGAGAGUCACCAUCAUGCCCAAGGAUAUUGGUCUCGCCCGGAGGAUCCGUGGCGAGAAGGUCUAA